GCCGCCGCCGUUGCUAGGCGAAGGUGGGCGUGGCCGGCUCUGCGCUUGUGCUCUGUGAGGCGAGGCAAGAUGGCGGAGGAGGAGAAGCUCCCCGCGGGCUGGGAGAAGCGCAUGAGCCGCAGCUCCGGGCGUGUGUAUUAUUUCAACCAUAUUACAAAUGCCAGCCAAUGGGAACGCCCCACUGGAAACAGCAAGAAUGGACAGGGAGAGCCGACUAAAGUGCGAUGCUCACAUCUCUUGGUGAAACAUAACCAGUCUAGGAGACCUUCAUCAUGGAGGGAGGAUAAGAUCACCCGGAGCAAGGAGGAGGCCCUGGAGCUAAUUAAUGGCUACAUCCAGAAGAUUAAAUCUGGGGAAGACUUUGAAUCCUUAGCAUCACAAUUCAGCGACUGCAGCUCAGCCAAGGCAGGAGGAGACCUGGGUGCUUUUGGAAGGGGUCAAAUGCAGAAACCUUUUGAAGAUGCCUCGUUUGCGCUGAGGCCUGGCGAGAUGAGCGGACCAGUAUUCACAGAUUCAGGGAUCCAUAUCAUCCUGCGUACAGAGUGAAAGUGCCUUGGCGCGACACACUUGGAAAGGAAAGGGUGGCGGGGAAAAGGAACAAGAGAACCUUUAUUCCAACCCCUCUGUGCGCUCUCUAUCCCCAAACAAACUCCAUAUCUAGCUUUUUGAUUUUUCUUUAUUUUAUAUAUGAAAAAACACACCCCUUGUUUUCAUAUCUCAGUGCCUCCUUUGGCACCUCAAUGCAAUGUCUUUCCCCACCUGUAGAGAUGCAUGGUUAGCCGAGGCAGAAAAUCCAUUUGAAACUAAGAGACAGCAGCAUCUUUCAUAGGCACAGUGAGGAGGAUGUUUUAAAGGAAAUAAAUAAAUAAACCCACA
Messenger RNA from Podarcis raffonei (Aeolian wall lizard), 876 nucleotides. It is a transcript of the gene PIN1, whose product is annotated as peptidylprolyl cis/trans isomerase, NIMA-interacting 1. The record is from RefSeq and is a predicted model, not a curated record. Lineage: Eukaryota; Metazoa; Chordata; Lepidosauria; Squamata; Lacertidae. The transcript is spliced from 4 exons. Gene Ontology annotation, molecular function: peptidyl-prolyl cis-trans isomerase activity; protein binding. Gene Ontology annotation, cellular component: nucleus; cytosol. The coding region runs from base 70 to 546 and encodes 158 amino acids.